ACGAAAAUGGAUGUUUAAACGCAGGUAGAUGAGUAUUUGUCCUAAAACGUGAUCUUCCUUGUUGAUGCUGGAGCUUGAGGAGCUAUCCCUAUGCUCUGCUGCCACCUUGGCAGCUCAGAAGGAUUUACAACGGAGUUCUGCACAGGGAGAGCUGGAAGCAGCACUCCCACAGCCUCUCGUGGGGCUGGCAGCGCUCAGAAAGGCAUUUGAAACGGAUGUAGACUUGGGUAUAUUGCUGAGAGAAAUUAUAAUACCUCUCUGAUGGGAAGACACACUUUCUCUGUUUUUAAAUAAUUCAAUUUCAGCAAGAUCUAUGUGUCUGCCCUCUGAAUGCUCUGUAAAGGCUCCGUAUUUCUUUCUUUCUUUCCUUAGUCCGGAAUAGAGACAGAAGAAGGAUUCGGUUGAAGAUGUCCGUGUGUGGAUCUGAGUUUGCGCUCUGAGCGACGUCCUGGCUCAUUUGGGUGUGACGGUGACAGCAUAGGUGCUCUGCUGACAGUUUCUUCUUGUCUAAGCUUCCCUUCCGCGUCCACGAUAUGACUCGCUUCCACUCCAGUUAACUUCUUGGAAGUCCAGAGUACUUAGUCAAAGCUGUUUACAAAAUGCAAAGCAUCUGGGCGGCCAAUGCAGAGUCUUCUGCAUUCUCUAUGCGACUGCCUCCAAAAAAGAGCUGGGAAAUUUGGCGGAUCAAAAUGUAGGCGCUUAAAGCUGACCUGCUGCUGUCAAUGUUGGGACUUAGAUACAUUUUUGCAUCGUCAUUCUUGUGUGUGUUUCCCGUUUAUUCCAUUCGAAGGCUCAGGCUCGCGCUGUCUUGCGCGCGCGCUCUCCCCUCUCUCACCAUUUCCCAUUCACACAUCAAACUCCAUCCUCCGCAUCCCCAUCUUCCGGUGUCUUCGUCUGAGUUCUGUGAGUGUGUGUCAUUAGGCUUACUCGGACACUGGAUGGGUGAGUUGGAGGCGGCUUUCCUUGCGGUUUCAUUUACACUUGGCAUGGGUGGGUGGGCGCCCUCCACAACUCGUCUUGCACAAGGAACACAGUUAAAAUAAAAUCUAUAGCUAGAACCAUCGAAGAGUUCUGAAUCUUCAAAGUGCAGCUAGGACAGGAAAUAAUACAGGGUCGGGGGUGUGUGGAGGGGGGCAGAGAGCAGAAAAGUAAAGGAAUAAAACCAAGUUCGCUGGCAACUUCAACAAAUCCGGUAACUGGUGGCAAAAAAUAGACUCUGAGGGCUGGGUCUGGUCCGGAUGAAACGCUAGGGCUCCUUCCCAUCCUUGAGUCUUGGCGCUGGAAGCCAGCCACGGGCGUCUUGCCACGCGAGUGCCCCUAGACAGCAACACACCCACUGGAAACGCACGUGAACAAAGCUCUCGCCCCCGGGAGCAACCGCCUGCGGUUUCCUGGUCGAUCCUUGCUUCUCUAGGGAGCGUCAGGCGCACACAGGGUUAAGUUAGUUCCCUCCCUGGUAGGAGGGAGAGGAGGGGGAGGGGAAAAGCAGCACACUGUCUCAGGCUCGGUACCUAGUAGUUAGUUGUACGUUCGAAACCUGUCGCGGUCACUUGCGCGUUUGGCAUUAUCCAUUGUCACCGCGGAGGAACGGGCACUGGAGAUAACAUUAGUGCCCACAAAUCUCCGCGCCAAGGCGCUGCGCUACUCCCUUCCGAGGUGCACCUCUGCUCCUCCGUCCCGGGUGCCCAGCAGUGGCGAGGCGGCACCUCCGCUGCCGCCGCCGUGUCCACCGAGCCUCGGGACCAGGGUGGCAGUUCUCAACGAUGGGCAGGAGGGACCUCGGCGGUGACCCCUAAAACAAUACCAUGCCCCGGGAGCCCAGCUGCUGCCGCGCCAGCGUCUUCCCUUUCCACCUCCCCGACCCUGUCGGAUUCGGAUGAGCCCACUGCGAGGAGAAGACGCAGCCAUCAGAUUGCAGAUUGAGCUUAACCAAGAAGUUUGUAGGCUAAUCAAGCCUGGCUUGAACUACAAAAGAAGAAGAGAGCUUUGCCUGCCCACUUGGGCUUGUGCUGACUCGGCUGAUAACUUGCCAUCGCCCGUUGCCAGUGUGGAAAAUUCUCCCCGUUGAAUUUUUCCGCACAUGGAGGACAGCAGCAAAGAGGGCAACACAAGCUGAUAAGACCAGGGACAGCUGGGAGAUUAUUUUACCAUACGCCCUCAGGACGUUCUCUCUAGCAGGAGUUCUGGACUUUGACAGAACCCCGUCCAGUCAUCUUGAUUUUGCUGUUUAUUUUUUUUCUUUUUAUUUUCCCCACCACAUUGUAUUUUAUUUCUGUACUUCAGAAAUGGGCCUACAGACCACAAAGUGGCCCAGCCAUGGGGCAUUUUUCCUGAAGUCUUGGCUUAUCAUUUCCCUGGGGCUCUACUCGCAGGUGUCCAAACUCCUGGCCUGCCCUAGUGUGUGCCGCUGCGACAGGAACUUUGUCUACUGUAAUGAGCGAAGCUUGACCUCAGUGCCUCUUGGGAUCCCGGAGGGCGUAACCGUACUCUACCUCCACAAUAACCAAAUUAAUAAUGCUGGAUUUCCUGCAGAACUGCACAAUGUUCAGUCGGUGCACACGGUCUACCUGUACGGCAACCAACUGGACGAAUUCCCCAUGAACCUUCCCAAGAACGUCAGAGUUCUCCAUUUGCAGGAAAACAAUAUUCAGACCAUUUCACGGGCCGCUCUUGCCCAGCUCUUGAAGCUCGAAGAGCUGCACCUGGAUGACAACUCCAUAUCCACAGUGGGGGUGGAAGACGGGGCCUUCCGGGAGGCUAUCAGCCUCAAAUUGUUGUUUUUGUCUAAGAAUCACCUGAGCAGUGUACCUGUUGGGCUUCCAGUGGACUUGCAAGAGCUGAGAGUAGAUGAAAAUCGAAUUGCUGUCAUAUCAGACAUGGCCUUCCAGAAUCUCACGAGCUUGGAGCGUCUUAUUGUGGACGGGAACCUCCUGACCAACAAGGGUAUCGCCGAGGGCACCUUCAGCCAUCUCACUAAGCUCAAGGAAUUUUCAAUCGUACGUAAUUCGCUGUCUCACCCUCCUCCCGAUCUCCCAGGUACACAUCUGAUCAGGCUGUAUCUGCAGGACAACCAGAUAAACCACAUCCCUUUGACAGCCUUCUCAAAUCUCCGCAAGCUGGAACGGCUGGAUAUAUCCAACAACCAACUGCGGAUGCUGACUCAAGGGGUUUUUGAUAAUCUCUCCAACCUGAAGCAGCUCACUGCUCGGAAUAACCCUUGGUUUUGUGACUGCAGUAUUAAAUGGGUCACGGAAUGGCUCAAAUAUAUCCCUUCAUCUCUCAAUGUGCGAGGUUUCAUGUGCCAAGGUCCUGAACAAGUCCGGGGAAUGGCCGUCAGGGAAUUAAAUAUGAAUCUUUUGUCGUGUCCCACCACGACCCCCGGCCUGCCUCUCUUCACCCCAGCCCCAAGUAUAGCUUCUCCGACCACUCAGCCUCCCACCCUCUCCAUUCCAAACCCUAGCAGAAGCUACACGCCUCAAACUCCUACCACAUCGAAACUUCCCACGAUUCCUGACUGGGAUGGCAGAGAAAGAGUGACCCCACCUAUUUCUGAACGAAUCCAGCUCUCUAUCCAUUUUGUGAAUGAUACUUCCAUUCAAGUCAGCUGGCUCUCUCUCUUCACCGUGAUGGCAUACAAACUCACCUGGGUGAAAAUGGGCCACAGUUUAGUAGGGGGCAUCGUUCAGGAGCGCAUAGUCAGCGGUGAGAAGCAACACCUGAGCCUGGUUAAUCUAGAGCCCCGAUCCACCUACCGGAUUUGUUUGGUGCCACUGGAUGCUUUUAACUACCGCGCCGUAGAAGACACCAUUUGUUCAGAGGCCACCACCCAUGCCUCCUAUCUGAACAACGGCAGCAACACCGCGUCCAGCCACGAGCAGACGACAUCCCACAGCAUGGGCUCCCCCUUUCUGCUGGCGGGCUUGAUCGGGGGCGCUGUGAUAUUUGUGCUCGUGGUCUUGCUCAGCGUCUUUUGCUGGCACAUGCACAAAAAGGGGCGCUACACCUCCCAGAAGUGGAAAUACAACCGGGGCCGGCGGAAAGAUGAUUAUUGCGAGGCGGGCACCAAGAAGGACAACUCCAUCCUGGAGAUGACAGAAACCAGUUUUCAGAUCGUCUCCUUAAAUAACGAUCAGCUCCUUAAAGGAGAUUUCAGACUGCAGCCCAUUUACACCCCAAAUGGGGGCAUUAAUUACACAGACUGCCAUAUCCCCAACAACAUGCGAUACUGCAACAGCAGCGUGCCAGACCUGGAGCACUGCCAUACGUGACAGCCAGGGGCCCAGUGUUAUCAAGGAGGACAAUUAAACUCUUGAGAACACACUCGUGUGUGCACAUAAAGACACGCAGAUUACAUUUGAUAAAUGUUACACAGAUGCAUUUGUGCAUUUGAAUACUCUGUAAUUUAUACGGUGUACUAUAUAAUGGGAUUUAAAAAAAAGUGCUAUCUUUUCUAUUUCCAGUUAAUUACAAACAGUUUUGUAACUCUUUGCUUUUUAAAUCUUAAAAAAAAAAUAGUUGCUGAAGUACUGUACAGGGUUGUACAAUGAGAACCCAAUGCCAAGGCAAAAGAACGAGUGAUUCUUCCUUAGGAUACACAUCAACCACUUUGCUGUUGAAGCUGUCAGAAUAAAUUCCUGGUGGUUAGAUGAAAGGGCGGAUUAAAUGGACUCAUCAGGGUGAAAGGAAUAAUAUGGGUAAAACAAGAAAUGGCCCAGAUAUUUUCACACGAUUUCUAUGCCUCCAGGUCUGGAAGACAGGUAAAAAAAUUCUAGCAUGUAAGAAUGGAGGUAGUUACCCUGAUUUGACCCAAUGUGGGGAAUGCUGGAAACACCAGGAGGAAGUCAGUUCCCAUGAGAUAGGUUAACCCGGCCUGACAGAAUCAAGAAAAUUGAGAUGAAAUUUGAAAAAACCUGAAAACACAGGGGUUGGCUUUCUGACUGGGAACUUAAAAAUCACGCUUUGUGCUUCCCUGCCCCUAUGUGAUAACAGAGUUAAGAGACUUGAGUCUGAUUUCGAUCAUCUUCAGGGACCGACCUGAUGUUGUAGAGAGAAAACUCCCUUUAAAAGUGUUACUAUUCAAAUCAGAUGUCAGGUUGAAUCACAUUCAACAGAGAUAUAUUCUAGAAUACUUUUUUAGAAGAGGCUAAUAAAAUAAAGGGAAGAAUUAUAUUGAAUGGAAUUAUUUUUGAUAACGAGAAUUAUUUGGGUAGAUUCAUUGAGGCUAUGUCAACAUGAUAUUUAGACCAACAGGUGAUCAAUAUUUGGAAAAUACAAUGUCUUAUUUAAAAAUUACCCUAACUGCUAUUUAGACAAAAACAAUUGAUCAGUGGUUCCGUUACGUCAGCUGACUUUGUCAGUAUCAUGUUGAAAUAGCCUGAAGUAAUAUCUUUUAUCCCCUGGCAAACUCUUGUCUUCCAAUCAUCUCCCAUAUAUUUUCAUAAUUAGUUGUUUGUGCCACCUUUGUUUUUCUCCCUCUGCUCAGUAUUUCAAGGAAAAUUAUGGAUGCCAGUCUUGGCUGCACAAAAUAUCCGUAUGUACUUAUACAUUUGUAAAUGCAUACUAAUUUUCACUGCUAAUAAUUCUGUAAGGACACAUCAAAGAUGGCCAAAAUAAUGAAGUAUUUUGAAAGCAAUACAUGGUUUCCACCUUGGACUGACAUUGAUCCUGUUCCACUUUUGAAACUUGAUUUGUUCCUUUUCCAUCAUGGAUGUUCCUCUACUUUGAGAAUUGUGGAGGGAUACCCAGUCUUAUGUUAGCAGGACAACCCAUGAAAAACAAACAAGUCAGAGAGUAAAGGCUUGUUCCCCUAAUCGUCACAGAGUAGGGCAUAGAAAAGAGAGGGAUGUCCAUGCUUAAUUCUAGAGAUUUUUGAGGCAACAUCUUCAGAAAACACGUAAUUUAAUCUUCUCCAUCCUUAGAUAUAGAAGGGCUAUGGAUCACAUACAUUAUCAAAAACGACUCCCUUAAGAAAAAAAGUCUUUUUAAAAUCAUAUUUAAACAUUUCACUCUGUGCUUCAUAUUUCUUUCACCACUGGCCAUUAUUACAGAGACCCAUGAAGAAAAUGUCACAAUCAUCUUACUUGCUCUCUCUCUCUCUCUCAGCAAAAUAAAACUGUGAUGUGUCUUCUUUGUAAAAGUUUAGGUAUAAAAUGCUAUGCAACUUUUUCUUUAUAGUAAGAGCUUUAUUCUCUUUCAUAAUGUACCCCAACUUAUAUGUUUUAAUCUCCCUUGUCCCUCCAAAUAAGCAGAAAAUACAACUGCAGCUGUAAGUCGUAGACACAAGAGUUGAAACUGUGCAGCCAGUAGAGCUGAACUUAGCUAUGAAUUAAUUUAAAUUAAUUCUAAAGUGACUCUGGUUUCCGUUUUAGUCUAUUAGCUAGAGGGUUUUGGCUGUUAUUUUUUUAAAGUUAGGUCCACACAGGGAAGGGAAAAGAGUUUGUGAAGAUGAUCAGUGUAGCAGUAAGACACUGAAAAUCAAGACAACGACAUGGGGGUUUUGUGUACUUGGCUGGAUAAUUCCUUUCCACUGUCCUCUUCCCCUUGGCUGUGUAGAUAAAACCGUGCAUUCAAAUGAUGGUACUUUGACUUUUGAGGGUUUUUAUUUUUGUUAUUCACAAAAUAAUCAUUCUCAUUUAUUUGUAUUGUAUGUUUAACCGCCAGUGGCAUUUUUGGCUGCUGAAACUGCUUUGGGCCAGGAAGAACAAGGAUGAAGAGUUUCUGUCAUUUCUUAUAGGGUUUACAGAAUUAUUUGGGGCUUCAGUGGUACAGUGGAGACAGUCGUAUGGAAUGCUUUAAGAUGGUCUGACAGGGUCCCUUUGCUGGAGGUGUUCCUGAAGAGAUUGAAUCUAGGAAUAGGCUUUAUUUUCAUCUUGUGCACAACAUGACAAAGACUGCUAAGAUUGAAAUCUAUCUCCCAUUGGUUACAACCUCACCUGCACCAGGAUAGAAAGCACGUGAUGGAAUCUGUGAUGUCUAAUGUGUCUUAUGAAAAUUGCUGAACCACUGUCCCUGGGGGAUUCUGCUUUGAUUGGCAUUUGUUGUCACGGGAAUGUAUUUUUGCUGAUAUAUCUGCUCUGUGUUUGGGCCUCUCUUGCUGUCAUUAUGAUGUAUUUUGAGAUGAUUAGCCAAGAGUCAAGGUUGAGAGUGCAGGCCAAGACCAUGGAAAAAAAGCUGUGCUCACUGGCUGAUAAAGAGCUUAAUGCUACCUGACCAAAUGAGGUGAUUCACAUAGAAUCUGGUCACUAACUCUCACUGACAGAAGACAUUGAAAAGGAAGAGGCAGAGUCAUGAUCACAAGGAUAUAUUGACAGUUGUCUAUAGCCAGGGUGGUUAUUAAUACCUGCUUGUUUAGGGAGGUAUGUUUGAUUAUAGAGAGACUCUGGGCUAUCUUCCAACACUGUCAGACGCGUUAGCAGCCCACUACGUGGGACAGUUGCAGGCAGAUACAAGGAAUGUAUCCCCUGCCUAUUUUCCUUGUGUAUCAAAUGAAAAACAUUCUCCCCUGUGAGAAAUAAUGCAAUUUCUAAUUAUCUGGAUGUUCGUUGAAAAUAUAUUAGACAUUUUCCCUGAGGUUAAACAAAAAGUAUAAUGUGACCAGUCUGAUAAAAAGUAUUAAUGAAGUAGCUACUAUUACAGCUCCAUUUUCGACUAGCACCUGUCAUAAUGGUCUUAGUCAUUUUACACAAAUCAGAACUUCCUUCCCCACAGGGGAGGACAGCUUCUUCAUGCUGCGAGCAAAGCAUCCAUUCUGAACACCAGGCAAUAUUGUAGUCUGCAGGGAGUGGAUGCUUCACUUGAUCAGCAGAUCUCGGCUGCAGAGGUCAUUGCAGCUUUUGAAAAGUGAUGUGGUUAAUUUCCAUUGGUGUCUUUGCUUAUAGCAUUUUUCUCUAACCUAUAACAAGGAGACAUGACAUUUUAACUUUUAGAACAUGAGAAUAGCAGUUUUGCUCACGACUUACCAUUCCAGCUGCAUGAGAAAGCAAAGCAGAAAACAGUUUCCCAAAGGGAAAAAGAUACACAAGACAAAACAGUUCUUGGUCUUGUCAAACCUUGCCUGAUGCUCUUUUUAAAGUAAAAUAUGAAUGCUAAGAAGGUAUAACCUACAUCCUUCUCUGUUUUCUUCAGCAGGGGCAAAACAGAGUUUCUAGCAGUGGCGAAUGCUUGUCACUGUGGAGAAAGAGUUUUGUACAUGUCUCAUACUGUUGUUAUAACAAAUCAGAUUUUUUUACUAUAGUUUUUUUUUUUCUAGCUGCACACCCACCAGAAGAGCACAAAGCAAGACCAUUGCAACAGGCAUUUUAAAAUUAAUAUCAAACAUGCACGUGCGUGUACACACACACACACACACACACAAACACACACACAGGGGCGUUUGUAAAGGUGUCCCUGGAAUGUAAGAUUUAUAACUGUUAAAGGCAAGAUGAAGGCAUCGCCAACUGAGUGUCCUUCACAGGACUAGUGUAUAUUCACUGAAAGUUAACCUGAUGAUUUGUUAUUGUUUGAACCAUAUGCUGAUUUGCUUCUGGUUUCUGUUUAGUGUGUUCUCUCUGACAAGGGGCUGGAAGAUUCUGCAUCACACAUCCUCUGAGACCUACCAUGUCGCACACUUUGUUAAUGACAAACUUCACUCUACACUAUACAGUACCUUGUUGAUAUAUUCAGUAAAGUCUUAUUUUAAAAGAAAACCACAUUGUGUUUAUCUGAGUAAGUUCAUUGGAAUACAGUCAAUACUUGUGCUGUUAAUGAGGGCUGCUUCUUGAUGCAGGAGGGCAGGAAUAAAGGAGGUAAUAGGAUUUUCGUAUUCUCCUAUCAUGAAACUGACUUGCGUUUCUAAAGUCCAUUUGAUCCUUUUUGUGUGAGGAGUUUAUAUGCAACCCUCAGGUUCUUUUAAAUUUCCCAACUAAAUCAUGUGUUCCCAUGAAUAUCUUCUAGGUAUACAUACAUACACAGAGCAUCUUAUUUUAUGUUGGUGAAAUCUAUGUUGUUUAGUAUAUAGAUAAUGCCAUUGUACUUAUCCAAUCAGAAUAGUCUUUUUCCCUAUUUCAUAAAAGAUGCUAUUGGUUUAAUUUUUUAAUUUUUUAAACAGGGUCUCAACAUGUUGCCCAGGCCGGUCUUGAACUCCUGGACCCAAGCGAUCAUCCUGCCUCAGCCUCCCAAAGCACUGGGAUUACAGGCAUGGGACACCAUGCCCAGCCACACUAUUGGUUUUAAAUGUUAGUUUUCUUUAAGAAUUCUCAUAGUACUUUUCUUAAUCAGAAUUGUUUAUAGCACAUCCAUACAUCCUUUCAAUAGGCACGCAUGGAAAUGUAUCUAUUCAUAUCCUCAGGUUCAAUUCUAAUUAGUCUCAUAUGAUUUUUCAGAACUCUGUUUCCUAGCCCCCCUUGGCCAUUUCAUUAAUAAUAUAUUUGACAGAGAUUGAAUCAAGAAAUAAAUGUAUGAGAUUUCAGUUAGCUACUAUUACUUGUUUGUAAAAUCUCUGUUGGAACACUGACUAUGAAAAGACAGUGUUAACAGGUAAUGCAUAUUACAUUUGGGUAAAUGUAGUGUCUAAAUUUUAUCCAAAGUAAUGUCCAUGCUAUUCUUGGGUACUUUUGCCAAGAGUUACAGACUUUAUCCUAUGCAGACUAAACCAUUAGUCAAAAUAUACCAACAUUAAUUCAAAAUAAUUGAUUAGCAUCUGCCUACUCUGUUCCAAACACUAAGCUUAGUGACUGGCUGAGUUCAGAGACCUCACAGAAUAAUGAAAUGUGUUCUUAGCCAAAUCAAGCAUAUCUUCUCCCUCACUAUGUCCCUGAAGAAACCUCUUCAUGGGAUAUAUUUACUAUUUAUCUACUUUCUACAGCACUAUGUUAGGGUCUUCCAGGUAUUCAGAGGAAAAAUGUCUGUGAGCCAUUAAGGAACUCACAGAUCAGGUAAUAAACACUUAAUGCAUUCCAGUGUCUCAGAGCCCGUGUAAUCACUUUACAUCAUUAAAUGAACAGGACAUCUAAGGUGACAAAAAAGAUGUUUCUACCUGUUGGUAAAAUUGACACAUCUUUCAUAUAUUACAUGUUUUUGCUUUUUAGUUGAUGCAGCAAUGAGAGAGUACAUCGAUAAAGACAGAAUUUAAUUUGAAUUAAAUUUUCAAAUUUCCACCAAGUAUUUGAAAACUUAGAAAUUGUAUUUGGUAAUUACACAUGCAGCCUCUUAUAUUUUUAUUAAGCAUCACAAUGGAAAUCAAUCUAAAAGAGUGAUAAUGGCACCUGAUGAUUACUAACAACCUAUGUUUAUAUAAGAUCACGUGCAAACUGUCUGAUACAUGUUUGGACUUUGCCUUCAAAAUAACCCUGUAAGAUGCAUUAUUUUAAUUCAUAGCUUUUAAAACAUAGCUUCAAGAGAAAUUAAGUGAUUAGACCAUAGCCACAAAUCCUGUCAAUGGCAGAGUUGGGAAUUACCCCUUAGCAUGACUCUAUGGACUCCUAAUUGUUUUUCUGCCUCUUAAUAGAGUAUACCUGA
Messenger RNA from Sapajus apella (tufted capuchin), 10494 nucleotides. RefSeq names its product fibronectin leucine rich transmembrane protein 2 (gene FLRT2). Gene Ontology annotation, molecular function: protein binding. The coding region runs from base 2286 to 4268 and encodes 660 amino acids. The record is from RefSeq and is a predicted model, not a curated record. The transcript is spliced from 2 exons. NCBI's taxonomy places the organism in Eukaryota, Metazoa, Chordata, Mammalia, Primates, Cebidae.